Messenger RNA from Syngnathus acus (greater pipefish), 1752 nucleotides. RefSeq names its product olfactomedin-like 1 (gene olfml1). Lineage: Eukaryota; Metazoa; Chordata; Actinopteri; Syngnathiformes; Syngnathidae. The transcript is spliced from 8 exons. The record is from RefSeq and is a predicted model, not a curated record. Gene Ontology annotation, biological process: signal transduction. The coding region runs from base 360 to 1577 and encodes 405 amino acids.
CAGAUUGCCAAGGAGAGAGGAACUGAGGGGCUGGAACUGCACAUGUGCAUCUGGAUCCAAAAACCACUGGACAACUAAAUGAGAAACAACACAGAAUGUUCUGGAGCUACAAAUCAGAGCAGAGCCUUUUCUAAACCCAGCAAGAAAAGGAGUGGGAAGAGCAUCCAUUUCUCAAGAAACCUUUCAACACAGCAAGACUAUUGUAACUAGUUCUGGGGAUUCUUCUUUUUGUGUAUCUUUUCAGGGAAACUAUUCAAUGAAAUGUAUUCUGUGGGGGAUCUGCAGAAUAAUUGAAAAACAACUUUUUGUAACUUCGUAACAAAUCCAGUGUUGAGCUAUUUUACCUCGGAGCGCAAAUAAUGUUAGACAAAGAAUUUUGGGUCUUUUUGCUGUUUCUUUGUCUAAGUGUGAGUACAGUCAAGAGCCAGGGUUCUACCCAAGAUGCCUUUUUACUCCAGUACCUGGAGAGGAGAUUGGUUCAGAUAGAGGAGCGGCUGAAUCAAUGUGAGCAAAACACAGUGAGCAUAACUCAGAAGACCUACGAUGUCUCCUCAGAAAUGAGAGCUCAUCUGUCCACCUUGAAUGUUAUGAGAUCAGAGGUGAGGAGCCAGCUGGACAGCAUCUCUGCACGUGUAGAGCGAGUGGAGAGAGAACUGGAAUAUCUCGAAAACAAAAUGCCCGCACAAUCGGAUAUCGAGAUGGAGGAGGCGCUGCUUGAACAACAGAUAAAAGCAGCAGAACUCGACCAGAUAAAGAGGAAAGCUAAAAUCAAAGUGGAAAAUGAUUGCAAUGUAGCCUUGAGUCAAAUCAAGUCUCUCAAAAUGGUGAAAAAGAUGGGAGAUAACGCAGGCUCCUGGUUCAAGGAUCCUUCUGAUGGCUCAGCCAAGGUCUACCUGCUGAGUGGAAUCCGUAACGACACACUGCUGGAGUACACAUCGCUACAAAGCUUCUCAGAGAAAGUCGCGGUACCCCCGGCAAAAGUGGUCAAGUUGCCUUCUUCAUGGCAGGGAACAGGCCACAUAGUCUACAAUGGAUUCCUCUAUUACCACAAAGCAGACACGCCCAACCAGAUACUAAAGGUUGACUUGUCCAAUGGCACAGUGGUGGACAGCACCAUUCUCCCAAAUGCUGGUGGUCUCCCAGUGUACAGCUUGAAUACCAACACUUACUUGGACAUGGCUGUGGAUGAACUAGGUCUUUGGGUCAUUCAUGCUGACCCGGAAUACGGUGGAAACUUGGUUGUAACUAAACUGGAUAAAGGAAACCUGGCAGCCGAGUAUACCUGGGAUACACAGUGUAAAAGUCAUGAUGCUGAAGGAGCAUUCAUAAUAUGUGGGACUCUUUACGUUGUCUACAACACACACUAUGGAGGGCGGUCAACUGUACAGUGUCUCUAUGAUAUUCACGACACCAUCCACAGUGCUGAGAGUCCUGUGGUGUUCUUUCCAAAACGCUACACGAGCCACAGCAGCAUCCACUACCACCCUGGAGACAAACAGCUGUACGCCUGGGAUGAUGGCUACCAGACAAUAUAUCAAGUGGAGACACAUACCAGUGAUCAAAUUACAGCCGAGUAAAAGUUUGUUUCACAUUUUUUCUCUUCUAAAGUGAUCAUAUUCCUACCAGUUAUUACACACAAUAAGUAUUCACACAUUAAGCCCGUGUUACAGUCUUUUGUCCUGGUACUUUGCAGACAGUAGACCAAAUAAAUGUUACAUGUUGUAUCACAAUAAUAAAGAGCAUUAAAAGGCA